UAAGCUGGCGAGCGGUGGAGGCGGCGGUCGUGGGCUGUUCUGCUACCACUGCCCGCCCAGCUUGCCGCCGCACCAGCAUCGCCUGCCAACCCUGGAGUAUCCCUUCACGGCCUCACACCCCUAUACAAGCUAUUCUUAUCAUCCGGCAAUACACGAUGACACAUUCGUGCGUCGGAAACAAAGACGAAAUCGGACAACGUUCACCCUACAACAGUUGGAAGAGUUGGAGACGGCGUUUGCCCAAACGCAUUACCCAGACGUGUUUACUAGAGAGGAUCUAGCUCUCAAAAUUAAUCUCACUGAAGCUAGAGUACAGGUAUGGUUUCAAAACCGCCGUGCGAAAUGGCGGAAAGCGGAGCGAUUAAAGGAAGAGCAGAGGAAGCGGGAAGGAGUCGAUGUUAUGGCCAAACGAGAUCCUAAUGACGAUAAGGGAUCAUCGGAGUGCGGUAUGUCUAGAGGAUCAGGAGAAGUGUCGCCUAUGUCAGGUGCAGGUUCCCCCCGCGCCUCACCUCCCGUCUCUCCUGGAUCUCCGCGUCGCUCGCCGCUCCGUUCUCCGCGCCGCUCACCCAACAGAUCCCCACGUUUAGAAAGAUCAGAAGCAAGUCCUUCACCAGCGCCUUCAGUAGGUAGCGCUGGAUCAAGGGAAGCGCCGCCCGAGCACAGACCACCGCAUCACAUCUUUUCCCCUUUUGACCAUACUGGAGCCUACCGCUCGUCAACGGCGGGUUCGGACGCCCCCCCCGCGCCUCCACUCUUCCUACCCCCGCACCUCUCGCAUCUCUCGCAGCAUCUCAACCAUUUGUCGCAACCUUUCUUCCCCUUGAAAGGUUGGGGUGCCCCCUGUCCCUGCUGCCCCAAAGAAGAGGCGCGCUCAUCUAGCGUAGCGGAACUCAGACGCAAAGCACACGAGCACUCAGCAGCCUUAUUGCAAUCUCUCGCCAACUUCCAAUCAAGAGCUCUUCUGCCAUUACCACUACAUCUUCCCCCCUUAUCGUUGUCUCUCUUACCACAUGAUGCACAGCCUUCAACCACGCAAGCUGAGCCGCAGAAACAUAUAGAAUAAUAAUCCUUGUAUCCAUUGAUUCCAAAAUGUACGGAUCUGCUAUUUCAAUGAGUCAACGAUUCCAGACGUCAUUGACAGUUGAUAAUUCUGAUAAAUAUAAAAUUUUAUAUUUGGUAGUUGGUUAAUUAUAUUUGCGCUUUAUUACAAUCUAAUAGUGACUACAUUAGCUGAAUUUUUUCAUACAAUAUAUAUCUAGUUCAUUGCGAAUUCAUUCUUUCUUUUUUAAGGGAAUCUACUUCUUUAUCAAAAGUAUUAGUUAUUCAAAUCACUUCCUUCGCUGACUUGACAUUUGACUUCGUCAUCGCAAAUACUCCUAGACAGAGACAACAAAGGAAGACACAGUAUUAAUAGCAGAAAUAACUAUAAUAGUCCAACUAUUAUGAACAGAUGUGAACAGUAUAUUGCAUGUUAUCUUUGUAUUUAAAGAAUCAAAACACCGUGUCGUGAAUAUAUUAUGCCUGUGCUAUGGUUUUAUAAUAUUAACCAAUUACAGUAUCAAUAUUUUAUUACCAGUCGUUUCCUUUUUAUAUAAAAAUUUAAAAUUUCUAAAUAUAAUCAUGCAUUAUUAUUAACAAAAUUUUGUUUUGGUUUGAGAAACAUUUUUUCUGUAAAACUGUAUAUUUACGUAACUAGAUUUAACGUUUUUGAAAGUAGACCUUAGUAUAAUAUAUCUAUGUACAUAAUGAGUUAUUGUAACUACUUAAUCUACUAUGAUUUUGACAAUGUAUUAAAAGGUUACGUCAGUUAUACGUUGCUUUUAUAUAAAAAUAUUUAACGCAUACCUAUUUUAUAUUAAAUUUAUCUAAAGUAAAAGAAGUUCUAAUCCUGAGAUCGCAGGUUCAAACCCCGGCUUUGCACCAAUGGACUUUCUGUCUAGUCUUCAAAUUUAACAUUCGCUCAAACGGUGAAGGAUAACAUCGUAAGAAACCCGUCUUGCCUUAUACCCAAAAAGUCAACGGCGUGUGUCAGGCACAGGCUGAUCACCAACUCUACUCAUGAAAUGAUCAUGAAACAGAUACAGAAAUCUGAGGUCUGGUUGAAAGUCCUAGUUACAAGCUACUAAUAAGCUUAAGAUUUUUGACAAAACUAACAAAAGCAUUCUUACAAACCUUACACUAAAGCCGCCAUUACCAAAGUCAAUUGUUAACUGUAACGUUUAAUACCCUGUCAAUGUCAUGGUUGAGUACCAUAGGUAAUAUUAAUAUUAUCGUCAGUACUUUCGACCAAAAACUGUAUGGAAUUUCGUUUUCAGAAUGUUAAUAAAAAUAAUCAUGUUUUUUUUUUUAAUUUUAGGCUAAUUCUGGUUAUAAAUAAAUAUAGAUUAAGUCUGGUGAUGUCACAUAUUUAUUUCAUAAAGCAACGAUUUUGGUAUUUUUUUUUCUAAACAAAGCUUUAUUUGACGCGUAAGAUUUACAACUAAAUAUAAUAAUUGUAUUAACUCUGAUUUUUAUUGACGAAUUUUCUUGUUACGAAAUAAAAUUCGAGUUAUAUUGGAUAAAGGAAUAAAUUUAAGGUAAUAAUAAUCCAACACAUUAAUGCUUGUAUAAUUAAGUAAAUCUAUUUCCGGUGUGUCUGUAAAUAUUUACGAAUAUCUGAACUACUGCACCAUGCACGAGUUAGGGAAUUGUUGUCGCCGGUUGUAUAUAUUUAGUUUUAUAUUAAUAUUUAAGCACUAUGUAUUAUAAUACACGUAGACUAU
Pieris brassicae (large cabbage white) is the source of this 2762-nucleotide messenger RNA. RefSeq names its product WAS/WASL-interacting protein family member 1-like (gene Drgx). Lineage: Eukaryota; Metazoa; Arthropoda; Insecta; Lepidoptera; Pieridae. Bases 401 to 1063 code for a protein of 220 amino acids. The transcript is spliced from 9 exons. The record is from RefSeq and is a predicted model, not a curated record.